AAGCAUCACAUCAGCAGCUUACUGCUUCCGUUUUUCGCAACCCAGCCCGCCUCGAUUGAAAGACCCAAUCGCGAUUGCCUUGCCCGCGCAGCGACGCAAGCCUUGCCGUUUUCAGUAGCCGAUAAGCUCAAUAGAAAACACCAGCUCGUUCAGCAGCCGGAGAACCAACCAUGGCGCCAAACUCGCCCCUUGCCGGUUCCAGGCUCUCGCCCGUGCAGCCCUUCGCUCAGCCCGCCGGCUCGCCACAGCUGCUCCAGCAACACAUGCUAGUCAUGCAGCAGCAGCAGCAGCAGCAGCAGCAGCAACAGCAACAACUCCAGUUCCAAUAUGCCCAAGCUGCCGCCGCCGCCGCCGCCGCAAACUCGCAAGGAAUGCUCGGCGCAUCGACGGACAAGCCCGCCGCCGCGGCAAUGGUGCUCGAGCAAGCGCGUCGUCGCCAAAUGGCCGCCACAGCCGCCCUGCUACGUGCAGCCACAUUUGGCAGAAACAGGAUGCCGGCUGCCGGUUGCCUGGUGAAUGGCAGUCACGGUAAUAUGCUGAAUCAGCCUCAGCAGCAACUCCAGCUGCAGCAGCAGCUGAUGUUCCAGCAGUACGAACAGCAGCAGAGGCAGGUGCUCCUGAUGCUUCUGCAGCAGCAGCGUCAGCACAACGCGCAGCUGUUGCAGCAAAUGGCGGCAGCCGCAUCUCUGAACGCGGCCUCCAACCCCGCCGCCUCUACCGCCCGUGCAUCGUCGCCGCACAUGCAGCACGCGCGAAAUCCGAACACGGAAGCCGUCAAGAAGACGUCGAGCGCAACCAAAAUCCCCAGCUUCAACACGCCAUCGGUCGGAGUGGCUAGUGCGAGUGCGGCGGCGGUGGCGGCAGCAGCUGGGGAGGAGCAGCGUCCGGGUUCGAUGCUCGAAUUCGAGGCGUGGUUCAGCCAAUGCUGCGGGGACGACCUUCCGCUCGCCCUGAGAAAGAAGCUGGACGCCGCGGGUGCCGGCAAGGAGGCGGAGGGCGAGGAGAGCGGGGAGGAGCUGAAGCGCAGCAGCAGCAGCAUGAGCAGCGCCAGCAGCACCAGCAGCGGCAGCUUCGACGACUGCUGCUUCGACACCCUGUCCUCGUCCGGCAGCAGUGCUGCCGGCGAUUCUGACGUGGAGAGCUGUGACGGCGCCGGCGAGUCUGACGGCGACGAGCCUCUGCCGUCUGAGGGAGAAUUCGAGUGGCACCUGAUGUCGGUGCAGACGUCGUUCCUGUGAAUGCAACGUGUAAGACGAGGGCUCUUCCCACGUGGGUCCAACCUGGGCUCGGCAAGGUUGGUGGAGGCUCUCUUGGUCUCUGUGCCAUCGGCUGACUGUAUCAACUCUCUCUCAUGGCUGGCUGUCUCAUGGUUGGUGUAUCAACUCUCGCACCUCUUCCCCCCUCCCUCUAUCUCUCUCUCGCGAACAGCAUCAGCAUCAGCAUCCGCUUCCUCAGUAGCAGCAUCAACGGGCACGUGCUGCCCAUAGCUCACGGCGUGCACACUCGUGCUCCCUCAUAAUUCUGGCCUUCUCGCUCCCUUCCGAACGGUCUCCUGCUGUGCUUUUCUCGUUAGGCCGAAGUUUCGACAUAGCAUGCAACGGCUGGGGGCAGCAAUAAGCGAGUAAUAAGCGGCAGUGGCAUGGGGCCGCUGUGCAUGUCUGGGCAGCUGCAGUGGCUACCACUGGUUGCCGACUCGUGCAUGCGUCAGCUCGUCAACUCCUCUUCGGGUUCCUCAUCGCCCCCUCUCUCUCCCCUUCUCAUGCCGCUUUGCAAGUGGGUUCUGCCAUAGUUUCUUCUGGUCAGUGUACGAUAGAUGGGUCUCUCGCUCCCUGACCCGCCCCUCCUGCUGGCGAUAAGGAAGGCGCGGGAGAGUAGCGCUUCUCGUAGGCUGGGCCUCGGCUUGUUGUUGGCUGGCGUCACGUGGAAAGGAGCUCCCCACUCAGGCAACAAUCGCUGUUGCCCUCUUUUGGAACAUCUCUAAUCAUCGGAUUGUCCUUUCCUGUGGAGUGGUGCUUCUGCUAGGCAAGCGACCUAACAUUUAGUGUCUCGUAAGGGAUCACUAUGUCUGGCUACACUGGGCGCACUGGGAUCAGUCGUGUUUUGAUUUCGCGCAUGCCCUUCUUUUCGUACGGCUGCUGUGUCAUGCUCCCUGUUAAAGCCCGACCAGCAGGUUGCAACUCUCUUUUCUCAAGAUG
This is a messenger RNA of Closterium sp. NIES-67, 2195 nucleotides long. NCBI's taxonomy places the organism in Eukaryota, Viridiplantae, Streptophyta, Zygnematophyceae, Desmidiales, Closteriaceae. The record is from the annotation of a GenBank genome assembly.